GGGUUUAUUAAUGCUGCUGUAGUUUGUACAGCUCGUGUAGGUCGGCUCUGUGUCAGAAUGCGUUGAGCUUUAAAAUAAACAACAGUAAUAGUAACUAAUAUCCUCAAGGACAGUUUAUAAACAUUCUCACAUAACCGCUAUAAAACAGCUAGAUUAAUCUAAAUCUAAACUCUCUAACUACUGCUAGUAACGAGACGCAGCUACGUGUCGAAAUGCACGCAGGUUAAUGACCCCAGCUCAGUCCAAACUUCAGCAAUAAAGUGAACUUCGCCUUGUGGAAGAGCUGGAGAAGGGAAAAUGACUCUCACUGGAAUCUCAGAGGCCAAAUAUGGCCUGGAUGAGAAAAAGGAUGAAGACAUCCCAAACCUUCCCACUGGUCCUUUAGAUGUGUACAGAAAAGCAGCUUCCUUUGACUGGAAGGAAAUGUUGAGGUUCAUGGAGGGUGAGGAAAUACUUGCUUUUAAGCAGUAUGUUUUUCGGACGCUCGAGAACGACCCGCUUUUUGCAAGGCAGGCGGGUGAAGAUGUUCCUGUGGAGCAGAAGAGGGAACUCACUUUCCGCCGCUGCAAGCAGCUGUUUAGGUACAACUUCCUGUCGCAGGAUGAAAUGAUGCAGAGUCCCUGGAAGGUGACCGUCCUCAACGACUGUCUGGGGAUGUACGACUGGUCUUUGGGUGCCAAAUUUUUCCUCAACAAAGGGAUGUUUGGAGGGACAGUGGCUAAUUCUGGAUCUCAGAGGCACCAUAGAUUUGUGCAGGACAUUGAACACAUGAAGACUUUUGGCUGCUUUUCACUGACUGAACUAAGCCAUGGUAGCAACACGAGAGCCAUGAGGACAACAGCCAAUUAUGACCCCAGCACCCAGGAGUUUGUAAUAAACACUCCUGAUUUUGAAGCAGCAAAAUUCUGGGUGGGGAACCUGGGAAAAACUGCAACACAUUCUGUAGUGUUUGCUCAACUUUACACACCUGAUGGAGUCUGCCAUGGGCUGCACUCUUUUGUUGUUCAGGUCAGGGAUCCCAAGACAUUGCUGGCAAUGCCAGGAGUGAUGGUUGGAGACAUGGGAAAGAAACUGGGACAAAAUGGACUGGACAAUGGUUUUGCAAUUUUUCACAAUGUCAGAAUCCCCCGGGAAAAUCUACUCAAUAGAACUGGAGAUGUGACGCCUGAUGGACGUUAUGUGACUCCUUUUAAGGACCCUAAUAAGCGUUUUGGGGCUUCUCUGGGAGCAUUGUCUGGAGGCAGAGUGUCCAUUACAAGAAUGGCUGUGGUGAAUCUGAAGUUGGCCAUGACUGUUGCUGUGCGUUUCUCAGCCACUCGGCGUCAGUUUGGGCCUAGAGAGGAUGAGGAGAUCCCAGUACUGGAGUAUCAGCUUCAGCAAUGGCGUCUCAUUCCAUAUUUAGCAGCUGUCUAUGCACUAGAUUUCUUCUCCAAAUCCUUCUUCAGCAAUUUUGUGGAGUUCCAAAUUGGCCUCUUCAUGAAGGACAGCAGUGACAGACAGGCUGAGCUAGGUAGAGAGAUCCAUGCUAUGUCUUGCUCCAGUAAACCUCUGGGAUCGUGGACUGCCCAGCGAGGAAUUCAGGAGUGCCGUGAGGCCUGUGGAGGACAUGGAUACUUGGCGAUGAACCGUCUUGGAGACUUCCGCGAUGACAACGACCCAAACUGCACCUACGAGGGGGAUAACAAUGUCCUACUGCAACAGACCAGCAACUAUCUACUUAGCUUGCUGCAACACAAACAGCAGGGUAAAGGGAGGAUACAGUCUCCUCUGGAAACAGUGAACUUCUUGGAUGACUGGAACAGGAUUCUGGAGAGCAGGUUCAGAGCUGCUUCUGUGGAUGACUGCAUGAACUCAGCAGUGCCUCUGGCAGCGUAUAAGUGGCUGGUGUGUUUCCUGCUUGGGGAGAGUCAGAGGAAGCUGACCCAACAAAAGGCUCUGGGGCUGGGAGACUUUGAGGCUCGCAAUAACAGCCAGGUAUAUUACUGUCGUUCACUGGCGAUCGCCUACAUUGAGCACACAGUCCUGCAGCGGUUCCAUGACCUGACAGAGGAUGCGGAAACUCCGGCAGGUGUCCGACCAGUUUUAAAGAGGCUCUGUGCUCUUUAUGGCCUCUGGACCCUCACCAAUCACAUGGCAGUCCUUUACCAGGGAGGGUAUUUCUCUGGUAAGGAGCCUGCAGACUUCAUCCAGAAUGCUAUUCUCACUCUGUGUGGCCAGCUGAAAGACGAUGCAGUGGCUUUGGUUGACGUGAUUGCACCUCCUGACUUUAUUGUGAACUCACCAAUUGGCAAGGCCGACGGUGAGCUCUAUAAGAACUUGUGGGCCACGGUCAUGCAGGGCAAGAAUGUUCUGGAACGUCCGUCCUGGUGGGCUGAGUUUUGUUCCGACAAGCCUAAAGUGGGAUCACUCCGAGCAAAGCUGUAAUGUAAAGCAGUUUUUACAAGACAUUUCUUCCUGAAAGAUGUGCCUUGAUAAAAUAUAUAAUAUGGUAAACACAGACCAUUAAGAGGGGGAACAUCUCUUUAAUCAAGCUUAAUGUUGUUGAAUUUAUUGGUGUAGGUCAGAAUUAACAGAGCAUCAAAUGCAAAUAAUGAUAUUAAUUAUAAGCUAAGAGGGAAGUGUUGAUAUUAAAUGUCAUAGAAAAUUCUUACCAAGCUUGCUAAUAGCAUUACAUAAGCGAAUGACUGAAGUUUUAUAGAGCUCUUUUAAAUUCUUGCAUAGUAGCGUUAACUAGGUGAAGCUGUUUUUAAUGGCUGGAGUCUAUUAGAAUAUUUGGAGAUCAUUAAAUAAAGAUAAGGGACAAGAUCAUGGAUUUAUUAUUAUUAUUAUUAUUAACUCCAAAGAGCAUUACAUUACCAGUUUUUCAUUUUUAAAUAAGCACUUCUUCUUGCCAAGUUGAAUUUUGCCUUAUUAUGAAAUGCACUGCAGGUAUCCUGUUCAUGUAUUCUCAUCAUGUUGGUAAUUAUAUUAAUUUAAAAGUGUGGUAAGAUCUAUUAAGGUCCAAUAUAAUUGUAAUGUUCUGUGCAGUUGGUGAAAACUGUUUGAUACCACUAUAACAUUGUGAUAAACCACACACAAUGUAUGUACUCAAAUAAUUAAAAUAAAAAAAGUUAACUAUGAAUAAGCCUGA
This is a messenger RNA of Astyanax mexicanus (Mexican tetra), 3130 nucleotides long. RefSeq names its product acyl-CoA oxidase 3, pristanoyl (gene acox3). The record is from RefSeq and is a predicted model, not a curated record. NCBI's taxonomy places the organism in Eukaryota, Metazoa, Chordata, Actinopteri, Characiformes, Acestrorhamphidae. Gene Ontology annotation, cellular component: peroxisome. Gene Ontology annotation, molecular function: FAD binding; pristanoyl-CoA oxidase activity; fatty acid binding. The transcript has 18 exons. Gene Ontology annotation, biological process: fatty acid beta-oxidation using acyl-CoA oxidase; lipid homeostasis. The coding region runs from base 298 to 2424 and encodes 708 amino acids.